This is a messenger RNA of Crotalus tigris (Tiger rattlesnake), 1043 nucleotides long. It is a transcript of the gene MORN5, whose product is annotated as MORN repeat containing 5. Lineage: Eukaryota; Metazoa; Chordata; Lepidosauria; Squamata; Viperidae. The coding region runs from base 87 to 605 and encodes 172 amino acids. The record is from RefSeq and is a predicted model, not a curated record. The transcript is spliced from 5 exons.
GGGCGCCGCCGCGGCCACGCCUCUGCCCGCUCCGGCGUCGCCCCUCGUUGCCUAGGCGACGGCGACGCGCGCAACCUAGCAGCGCCAUGCAGUACACGGGCAGCUACUACCGCGGGCAGCGUGUUAACGGCAGGUUGGAAGGGACGGGGACCUACACCCUCCCCACCGACACCAAGUAUGAGGGCGAGAUGAAGGACGGGAUGUUCCACGGGAAAGGAACUCUGUACUUCCCCAGCGGAAGCAAAUACGAAGGGACCUGGGACAAAGGUAUCUGCAUGGAGGGGAAGUACACCUUCUCUGAUGGUUUGGAAUACAAAGACAAUAAAUGGCAUUACUGCGACGGCUACGACCGAAGGUUUUACACGGAAAUCUGCAAUGGCCUGAAGCCAGCAGGGAUUUCCCAGCUGACCAACCUGGACCCGCCUCGGACCAUCCCCCCCGGCUGCUAUGACUGCGGAGACGGCUUCUACAACCCGAAGACUCGAGUGGUGGUGGAUUACCGGCACCGCUUCCUGAGAAACGCAGAUGAUGAUGAGCACGACUGGAUUGUGAAGACGUGCCGGAAAGGCUGGGACGAGUGCGUUGGCUUCAAGCCGAAGAAGUGAGCUCCAUUAAGGCCGACUUGGCCUCCCCCUGCCAAGGGAGCCCUGCCCGACAGACGGACGGCUUCCCUUUCAUCGGCGGUGGCAAUAAGUGGAAAUGGUGAGCCAAUCACCCGAGAUUACAGUCAGAUUCUCCCAAGAUGAACCGGUGGGCAAAGACCCCUCGGAAGCCCCAGACCACCCUUUGCCCUCUGGGUUCAUUGGCCUCUCCCCAGGAGAGAAGGAACCAGAUGUUGCCAUCUGCAUGGAGGACCCCAGGAAAAGAAGGGGAGCCGGGCUGAGGAACCAAGAACGGGGGAGGGGGGCGUUUUUCCCAAGCAAAGAAAAGGGAAUUCUUCUUCCUUGAUGUCAGUGCCCGCACCUUAACUUGACUUGACUUUAUUUAUUACACAAAUAAGACAUUUACAAAGCACGACAGUAAAAGGGAGCUAGUAAAACAAA